AUGCGUGAGGAGUUUUGGGACACCGCUCCUCAUUAUGGUGGUCAGAAAGAAAUUUGGGAUGCCCUUCGAGUUGCAUCAGAAUCUGAGGUAUCCCAUGCACAGGCUGUUGUGGAAAGUGCAGGCAUAAUUGUUUCUAAUGCUGAUCUGACUCUCUGCUAUGAUGAAAGGGGUGCUAAGUAUGAACUGCCCAAGUAUGUUUUGAGCGAACCAGCCAACCUUAUUAUUCGAGACAGCUGA
Messenger RNA from Miscanthus lutarioriparius, 237 nucleotides. NCBI's taxonomy places the organism in Eukaryota, Viridiplantae, Streptophyta, Magnoliopsida, Poales, Poaceae. The record is from the annotation of a GenBank genome assembly.